This is a messenger RNA of Cebus imitator (Panamanian white-faced capuchin), 1985 nucleotides long. RefSeq names its product phosphatidylinositol glycan anchor biosynthesis class B (gene PIGB). Gene Ontology annotation, biological process: GPI anchor biosynthetic process. Gene Ontology annotation, cellular component: endoplasmic reticulum membrane. Bases 138 to 1772 code for a protein of 544 amino acids. NCBI's taxonomy places the organism in Eukaryota, Metazoa, Chordata, Mammalia, Primates, Cebidae. Gene Ontology annotation, molecular function: alpha-1,2-mannosyltransferase activity. The record is from RefSeq and is a predicted model, not a curated record. The transcript has 12 exons.
GUUACUUCCGCGCUUGUGAGCGACGGCGGCUCGCAAAGGCCAAACUUAAUGCAUGGACGAGCAGCGCGCUACUGCAGCUUUCUUCCGCCUCAGGAAGAUCGUGGCCGGGGAUCAGCAGGCCUCUAAGCAAGUGCGGAAUGGACCAGGAGCGGGGCGAUAGCAGCCUCACUUUGCGUGGUCUCCGGAACCGCUCCCACGAGAAGAUAAAGCUGCGAAAGAGGAAGUCUACCUUGUACUUCAGCACCCAGGAGAAGAGCGCCAGGCGCCCCGGGGAUCUUCUUGGAGAAAAUAUUUAUCUGCUCUUGUUUACCAUAGCUUUACGAAUAUUAAACUGCUUUUUAGUGCAGACAAGUUUUGUUCCAGAUGAAUACUGGCAGUCUCUUGAAGUUGCACAUCACAUGGUUUUCAAUUAUGGUUAUUUGACUUGGGAAUGGACAGAGAGAUUGAGGGGUUACACUUUCCCCUUAAUCUUUGCAAGCAUUUACAAGAUUCUUCAUCUUUUGGGGAAAGAUACUGUUCAGUUGCUGAUUUGGAUUCCUAGACUUGCCCAAGCACUUCUGUCUGCUGUAGCAGACGUGAGACUUUACUCAUUAAUGAAGCAACUAGAAAAUCAGGAAGUGGCAAGAUGGGUGUUUUUUUGCCAGUUGUGCUCCUGGUUCACAUGGUAUUGCUGUACCAGAACCCUUACAAACACCAUGGAAACUGGUCUCACUAUAAUUGCUCUUUUCUACUAUCCUUUGGAAGGCUCAAAGUCUAUGAACAGUGUCAAGUACUCAUCCCUAGUGGCACUUGCCUUCAUAAUUCGUCCCACAGCUGUCAUUCCGUGGACACCUUUGCUCUUCAGACAUUUCUGUCAAGAACCAAGAAAGCUUGAUCUUAUUCUACAUCAUUUUUUACCCGUAGGCUUUGUUACUUUGAGUUUGUCUCUGAUGAUUGAUCGUAUUUUUUUUGGCCAAUGGACUCUGGUUCAAUUUAAUUUUUUGAAAUUUAACGUGCUGCAGAACUUGGGAACAUUUUAUGGUUCUCAUCCAUGGCACUGGUACUUCAGUCAAGGAUUUCCAGUUAUCUUGGGUACUCACCUACCCUUCUUUAUUCAUGGCUGCUUUCUAGCACCGAAGAGAUACCGGAUACUGUUGAUGACUGUGCUGUGGACACUGCUUGUUUAUAGCAUGUUGAGCCACAAAGAAUUCAGGUUUAUUUAUCCAGUUUUACCAUUUUGUAUGGUGUUCUGUGGAUACUCACUAACCCACCUGAAAACAUGGAAGAAACCAGCUCUAAGUUUCCUGUUUUUAUCAAAUUUGUUCCUCGCCCUUUAUACUGGUUUAGUUCAUCAACGAGGUACUCUUGAUGUCAUGAGUCAUGUUCAAAAAGUUUGUUACAACAAUCCCAAUAAACCUUCAGCUUCAGUAUUUGUAAUGAUGCCUUGCCACUCUACUCCUUAUUACAGCCAUGUUCACUGCCCACUUCCAAUGAGAUUUCUCCAAUGCCCCCCAGACCUGACUGGAAAAAGUCAGUAUCUUGAUGAAGCAGAUAUAUUUUACCUAAAUCCCUUAAACUGGUUACAAAGAGAGUUUCAUGACGAUGCAUCAUUACCUACUCACUUGAUCAUCUUCAGCAUUUUGGAGGAGGAAAUAAGUGCUUUCCUAACAUCAAGCAGUUAUAACAGAACUGCUGUUUUCUUCCACACUCACUUGCCGGAGGGUCGAAUUGGAAGUCAUGUAUAUGUCUAUGAACGGAAGUUAACAGGGAAAUUCAACAAGAUGAAAUUCUGAACUUUCUGAGAUAAACUAACAUUGCUGGGUGGAAAUACUCAGAUGCGGCUUCAAUAUUUCAGUAAACACUGGGUAAGAUUCAUGGAACUUAGGAAAAACUAUAUGAACUGCUUUACCAAAUAUCACUACUGAGGAAAUGUAUAAAAUACUACGUAGUAGAAAAUCACGUUAAUACAAUGCCAGAUUUUAAAUAAAGACCUUCAGUUUUCCUCA